AUUUAAACAUUUAUAAAAAUGUUACAUUUACGAAAUUUUAAACUUUUCCUGCCAGUAGUUAAAAAAUAUUUACGUUUUCAAAGCUCGGGGCGAACGGAUUACUACGACGAGUGUGCGAAAAAACAAAAUGUUGUUAUUGAGCAUUUACCCGAACGUGAAAUGGUACGCCUUAAGGGCGAUGAUGUUAUUGAGUUUUUACAGGGUCUUGUAACAAAUGAUAUCACACAAUUUCAAAAAAAUCCGAAUAUUAACAGUAUGUAUGCGAUGUUUCUAAAUAAAUCGGGACGGGUACUUUAUGAUACUAUUUUGUAUCGCACCAAGGAUCCGGACAAAGUGCUUAUUGAAUGUGAUAAAAAUAUAUCGAACGAACUGAGAAGGCAUUUACGUCUCCAUCGAGUACGGCGCAAAUUGCAGAUAGAUCCAUCUCAUGAUGAAUAUAAAGUAUGGGCCGUAUACGAUCCCGAUGUGGAUGAAAACGAACCCGAAAAACAAAUAAAUGAAUUGUUUUACUCGAAACAUGUAAUUGUUUCCGCAGAUCCACGACUGCGAAACUUAGGUAAGCGUAUUGUAGCCAGAUCUGAUAACGAAUUCAGUGAUCUCGCUAAAAUGUACGCUCGUCUCGGUCACGUAGUCGUAACACAUCCGACAACUGAUUGGAAUUAUCGUGAUCGCCGCUAUACUUUUGGGAUCGCUGAAGGUAUAUGGGAAAUGCCUCCUGGCAAAUGUUUCCCUUUAGAGUCUAACUGCGAUUUUUUGAAUGGAAUUGACUUUCAUAAGGGAUGCUAUUUGGGGCAGGAGCUGACUGCGCGAGUAUAUCAUACAGGCGUGGUACGCAAAAGGCAUAUGCCAGUACGUUUCACAGUGCCCCCGGCUGAUGCUGAACGCAAAGAUGUUACAUCUCCAAUAGGUGCCAAAGUUGGUACAAUUAUAGGCGCAACAUCUAAUCGAGCAUUGGGUUUAAUUCGAGUCGAGCGCGCUUUGCAUUCUCGUGAUCUUCAAGUCGAUAGUGGUCGCUGCUACGUUGUAAAACCCAAAUGGUGGCCAGAAGAAGAUGCAGACAGAGUGUCGAUUGUUAAGGGCAGCUAAAAAAUAAAUUAAUCUAUUCAAAGCGAAAAACUCUUUAAAACAAUUUUAUUUUAUUUUUAACAAGUUACUUAAUGUUAUUGUCGGACGAUUAAAAGAGAGAGAAAAAAAAAAAAAAACAAAAAGUUUUAUGCAUUGCAAUCGUAUAGAUUUAUUUGCCGAAUAUAUCCGUACCCUUACAAUGCAUAAUUCGAAAAGUAGCUGCUUAUCAAAAGCCAUGGCAUGAAUUUUCU
This is a messenger RNA of Glossina fuscipes, 1316 nucleotides long. Its product is annotated as putative transferase CAF17, mitochondrial. Gene Ontology annotation, cellular component: mitochondrial matrix. The transcript has a single exon. Lineage: Eukaryota; Metazoa; Arthropoda; Insecta; Diptera; Glossinidae. The coding region runs from base 19 to 1086 and encodes 355 amino acids. The record is from RefSeq and is a predicted model, not a curated record. Gene Ontology annotation, molecular function: protein binding.